Molecule: messenger RNA, 837 nt
Organism: Enterospora canceri
Lineage: Eukaryota; Fungi; Microsporidia; Enterocytozoonidae
Source: the annotation of a GenBank genome assembly
AUGAAAUAUUUUGUCCAGAUGGCUGAACAGAUUUACAAGGAAGACGGAAUAGAAUUCAGGGACUGUGGAGAGAGGAAGACUGGGAUAGAGGAGUUUCUGGGGAGCAUGGAAUACACCAAGGUGUCUGAGACAGGGACUGAGCUGGAAUUUGAUCUAGUGAACUGUAAAGCACCACUAGCAAAUGCUCUGCGUCGAAUAAUGCUGGCUGAGAUCAGAACAGUCGCAUUUCAUGACGUAACAGUCAGCGUGAAUGAUUCAAUAUUCCCAGAUGAGUACGUGGCACACAGAAUUGGAUUAGUUUGCAUAAAGAGUGAAGAGAAAGAAAUUGUGGCAAAAUUGGAUGUAUCAAAUAGGACGAAAGAGAACAUGGAUGUGAUGAGUGAUGACAUUGUGUGUGAUGGACUGGUGAUAAAGAGUGGAAUACUGCUCUGUAGGCUGGCACCUGGGCAGAGUAUCAAGAUGGAAAUGGGAAUUGGAGGAGGUCGAGGAAGAGAGCACGCCAAAUGGUCUCCAGUGAGCAUGUGCAGCUACAGGCUGAUGCCAAGGCUUGUUUUAAGACGAGAAUUCAGGGAAGAAGAGGCAAAGAAGCUUCAGGGAUGCUGUUCCAAAGGAGUCAUAAAAAUAGUGAAGAAAAAGGCUGUUGUGGUUGAGCCAAGGAAGGAGACGAUGAGCAGGGAGGUUGUGAGGGUGUUUGGAGACGAUGUGGAGCUCUCUCGCGUUGAAGAUCACUUCUGUUUUAGGGUAGAGGGAAUUAUGGAGAAUGGGAUUGAGAUACUGAAACAGGGAAUUAGUGAAAUGAGAAAUAAAAGCAGAAGAAUAUUGCAUGAAAUUGAAUAA